Coffea eugenioides is the source of this 1335-nucleotide messenger RNA. RefSeq names its product polygalacturonase-1 non-catalytic subunit beta-like. The transcript is spliced from 2 exons. Lineage: Eukaryota; Viridiplantae; Streptophyta; Magnoliopsida; Gentianales; Rubiaceae. The record is from RefSeq and is a predicted model, not a curated record. The coding region runs from base 1 to 1335 and encodes 444 amino acids.
AUGGAUGUGCUGUUAGAUAUGGAGGACCGAAGGUGGCUGGAGGAUGAAGUGCAAUUGAUGGAAGGAAGGCAACAAUGGAAAGUGAAACAUGUACAAGGAAAGAAAAAAGGAAAGUAUAAUAGAGGUGGAAACAUAGGAUCUACAUACAGAAAUCCACAAAGACGCAAUGGCAUAAGUGCUUCCUCUUUGUCACCUGUUUCAUAUCCUCCAUCUUCUGUUGCUCAUAAUCAGCUUAGCCUUUGGUCCAAAUACGUGCACAACCCAAUGCCUGAAGUUCUUCUCUCAAAACUAUCUCCCAUGUCUAAGCGAGACUUUAGUUACUUCAAUUCAUUAUUGUCCAAGCCAACUUUUGUAGCAGAUGCCAAAUUUUGCUCCACUGCUCAAUUAGCUUGUUCUUAUUCUAAUCAGGAUCAAAACCGGCACAUCACAAAUCCAUCUCAAGGAUCCAAACUGAUUGAUUAUAUACCAUAUGGACCAUAUGCUGCAAAUGCAUCUCGAGGAUCUAAGCUGAUUAUGUAUACACCUUAUGGACUAGAAAAUACUUCUCAAACAUCAAAACUGAUCAAGUAUAUUCCGUAUGGACCAUACUUUGCAAAUGCAUCUCAAAAAUCUGAACAAAGUAGCUACAGAGAAAAUGUUACCAAGUUAUCUCCUAGCCAAGGAUUAGACGAUCCUCAUGUUUUCUUUCGACUUUCAGUGCUUAAAAUAGGGAAUAAAGUCCAUAUACCAAAAGUUCUAAAUCACAGAUUUCCACAUCGUUCAUUCCUUCCUUUUCCACUAGCAAAAAAGAUUAUGAUGAGCUCCAAUGACAUUGAAAGAAUCUUUCCGGAGUCUUUUGGGUCUCCUACAACAAGAGAUGCAGUUUUAAGUACCACUUUUUAUUGCAAUGCACCAGCAAUAAAGGAAGAGACCAAGAGCUGCCCCAAGUCAUUAGAGGAGAUGCUUGGAUUUUCCAAAGCUCUUUUAGGCAAAAACUUUUUAUCUGUUUUGACAACGGAAAGCGGAAGGGGCUCAGGAACUAAUCUCCUGAUUCAAAAUAUAAAACAAUUUGAUGUCAAAAAACUUGUGGCAUGUCAUGAGCUUUUCUUCCCGUUUGCUACGUAUUUUUGCCACUCACUCCCCUCAACACACCUGUAUCGUAUCACCUUAGUUGAAGUUGAAACAGGAGUUCCUAUCAACAAGGUUCUAGCAAUAUGUCAUAUGGAUACAUCUGGAAUUCCUGCAGAUCAUAUUUCACUCAGAGUAUUGAAUCUUUCACCUGGACAAGGUGAAGCAUGCCAUUGGAUGCUAGAAACUGAUCUCAUUUGGAUUGAUGAAGAUGAAAGCAUCGUGUAA